GCCCAGAUGGUGAUCAAAGUCCAGACCCUCACCUACAGGUCCUUGAUGGAGAGAUACAACGUCACGAGCCUCCGAUUGUUGAAGAUCGACACCGAGGGCUUGGACGCAUUGAUUUUGAGACAGAUGCUGCGCUACGGAGAAGAGGUCGGAUUUUUCCCGGACCGGGUUCAGUUUGAGCGCAACAACCUCACCGACUUCUCGGGGUCUCAGCAGACCUUUGAUGCCCUGCAGGCGGCCUUUGACUGCUGGAUCCCACCAGCGGAGGAUGACGUGCACUGCCUUCGGCUGGUCGACAUUGCGCCAACUCGGCCGACGACGGCGAGUGGCGGCGAAGUGGAUCCGCCUUGGGUCCGUGUGGAGCUUCCCGACCGUCUCCCUGUGGCAGCGGCCACCCUGCCGCAGGUCCGUCUUCCGAGCGGCUUCGUUGCCCCUUUGCACGCUUCCGUUGGCGACAGCCGGGACGCGUCGAAUCACCGUAGCUGCGGGACUCUUCGUCCCACGCUGGAUGGCAUCGCAGCCGUCCGCUGCCCCGCUGGCGUGGAAGGCCGCUUCCUCACGCUGACUGGCCCGACUGCGGCAACGCCACAG
Molecule: messenger RNA, 588 nt
Organism: Symbiodinium sp. CCMP2456
Lineage: Eukaryota; Dinophyceae; Suessiales; Symbiodiniaceae
Source: the annotation of a GenBank genome assembly